CCCAAACCCUACAACCUCCGCAACCCCCUCCCCCUCUCCGCCGCGCAAGAAUCCGAAGUGAAGCAAAUAUACUACAAGCGGGUUCGCGGACUCUGCGCCCCGGAAAUCAAGGCAUUCGCCGAAUGCGCCGUCAACCGCACGGUGACAGCAACAUGGGUAUGUCGGGAGCAACGACUCGCGAUGAACUCGUGUAUGGUUGCGAAGGCGCGGCCGGAGGAGGAGGACCGGGCGCGGGAGGAGUGGUUUGCGACGCAUAGCGAGCGCAGACGGGUGAAGGAGGAGGAGCUGGCCAAGGUGGAGCAGAGGCGCGAGGAGGUGAUUCGCAUGAUGAGGGCGGAUGAGGAGAGGAGG
This is a messenger RNA of Aspergillus heteromorphus CBS 117.55, 351 nucleotides long. RefSeq lists its product as uncharacterized. The record is from RefSeq and is a predicted model, not a curated record. The transcript is spliced from 2 exons. The annotation marks the transcript as partial. NCBI's taxonomy places the organism in Eukaryota, Fungi, Ascomycota, Eurotiomycetes, Eurotiales, Aspergillaceae. Gene Ontology annotation, cellular component: mitochondrion.